Messenger RNA from Lynx canadensis (Canada lynx), 825 nucleotides. RefSeq names its product insulin like growth factor binding protein like 1 (gene IGFBPL1). Lineage: Eukaryota; Metazoa; Chordata; Mammalia; Carnivora; Felidae. Bases 1 to 825 code for a protein of 274 amino acids. Gene Ontology annotation, biological process: regulation of cell growth; regulation of signal transduction. The transcript has 4 exons. Gene Ontology annotation, molecular function: insulin-like growth factor binding. Gene Ontology annotation, cellular component: extracellular region. The record is from RefSeq and is a predicted model, not a curated record.
AUGCCGCGCUCCACCUCGCUCUUCCCGCUGCUGCUUCUGCUGCUGCCGCCGCUGGCCUCGGGCCUCGGACUCCGCGCCGCCGGCGGCCGGCGCCCCGAGUGCGGUCCGUGCCGGCCCGAGCACUGUCCGGCGCCCGCGCGCUGCCCCGCGCCCGCGAUUGCGGCGCGCGACGAGUGCGGCUGCUGCGCGCGCUGCCUGGGCGCGGAGGGCGCGAGCUGCGGGGGGCGGGCCGGCGCGCGCUGUGCCCCGGGCCUGGUGUGCGCCAGCCGCGCCGCGGGGGCGGCGCCCGAGGGCACCGGGGUCUGCGUGUGCGCGCAGCGCGGCGCCGUCUGCGGCUCCGACGGCCGCUCCUACCCCAGCGUAUGCGCGCUGCGCCUGCGCGCCCGGUACACGCCCCGCGCGCACCCGGGCCACCUGCACAAGGCGCGCGAUGGCCCCUGCGAAUUUGCCCCCAUGGUUGUCAUUCCACCCCGGAGUGUCCACAACGUCACUGGUGCACAGGUGUACCUGUCCUGUGAGGUGAGGGCUGUGCCCACCCCUGUCAUCACGUGGAGGAAGGUCACACAGUCUCCUGAGGGUACUCAGGUGCUAGAGGACCUUCCUGGGGACCACGUCAAUAUAGCUGUCCAGGUGCGAGGGGGCCCUUCUGACCACGAGGCCACAGCCUGGAUUUUGAUCAACCCUCUGAGAAAGGAAGAUGAGGGAGUGUACCUGUGCCAUUCAGCAAAUGCAGUUGGGGAGGCCGAGUCCCACGGCACGGUGACAGUUAUGGAUCUGAGUAAAUACAAAGUCCCCCGCUUCCCAGCUCCAGACGACCGCAUGUGA